Molecule: messenger RNA, 231 nt
Organism: Tetrahymena thermophila SB210
Lineage: Eukaryota; Ciliophora; Oligohymenophorea; Hymenostomatida; Tetrahymenidae
Product: transmembrane protein, putative
Exons: 2
Source: RefSeq, a predicted model, not a curated record
AUGGCUCGUUUGUGGUGGACAUUAGACCCUUCUAAAUACUACUUAAAGCAAAUUUCUUCUGGUGGCAGAAAUGAAAUUUUAUUCACUGUCCUUGGUGUUACCGCUGCUUACUGGUAUUUUGGAAAUAAAAGAUGUGAACAUUAUUGGAGAAGAUAAAUCGAUAACUGCCAAUCAUGGAGCAGAGCAUAAAAUAUUAACGGCAACAAUUUAACUGUUAAGCAAUACUUCUGA